This is a messenger RNA of Mytilus californianus (California mussel), 960 nucleotides long. RefSeq lists its product as uncharacterized. The coding region runs from base 1 to 960 and encodes 319 amino acids. Lineage: Eukaryota; Metazoa; Mollusca; Bivalvia; Mytilida; Mytilidae. The record is from RefSeq and is a predicted model, not a curated record. The transcript is spliced from 5 exons.
AUGGGUGGUAACAGCAAACCAGAAGCUGUACACGAUAGUACACAGCAACUUACACCAAUAACUGCAACUACUAUUACAAUAACUGUUAUUACGUCUACAACUACUAUUACAACAACUGUUACUACAUCUACAACUACUAUUACAAUAAGUGUUACUACAUCUACAAAUAUUAUUACAAAAAGUGUUACUACAUCUGCAACUACUAUUACUACAUCUACAACAACUGUUACUACAUCUGCAACUACUAUUACAAUAACUGUUAUUACGUCUUCAACUACUAUUACAACAACUAUUACUACAUCUACAACUACUAUUACAGUAACUGUUAUUACAUCUACAAGUGCUAUUACAACAACUGUUACUACAUCUACAACUACUAUUACAAUAAGUGUUACUACAUCUACAACUACUAUUACAAUAACAGUUAUUACAUCUACAACUACUAUUAAAAUAACUGCUAUUACAUCUACUACUACUAUUACAAUAAUUAUUAUUACAUCUACAAGUACUAUUACAACAACUGUUACUACAUCUAUAACAAAUAUUACAACAACUGUGAGAAGCUGGAAUGCUCGGAGAAAACCAUCGACCGUUUGUACUUACAACUUCUGCAACAACAAACAACUUCUACAACAAACAACUUUUACAACAACUGUUUCUACAACUACUUCUAUCACAACAACAACUGUUUCUACAACUACUUCUAUCACAACGACAACUGUUUCUACAACUACUUUUAUCACAACAACAACUGUUUCUACAACUACUUCUAUCACAAUAACAACUGUUUCUACAACUACUUCUAUCACAACAACAACUGUUUCUACAACUCCUUCUAUCACAACAACAACUGUUUCUACAACUACUUCUAUCACAACAACAACUGUUUCUACAACUACUUCCAUCACAACAAGUUCUAUCACAACAACAACUGCUUAUGACUAUAAUAAAUCAAAAUAA